UUUCCUCCCAAGACAAUAUAAAAGCAAACCCGAGCCCCCUUGGAUCAGUACGAGCAAAACCGCAAAAUGAAGCUAAUCAUCAUUGCUUUGGUUGCCCUUUUGUGCAUCUUUGAAGCCACCACAGCUUUUCCUACAGAUGGAGAGCACGUGCGGGUCAAACGCUUCACUUGUGAUGUCCUUAGCGCCGAAGGGGGCUUCCGGGGCGUCUCCAUCAAGCUCAACCAUGCCGCAUGUGCCGCCCAUUGCCUCUAUUUGAAGAAACGCGGGGGAUAUUGUAACAACAAAGCCGUCUGUGUUUGUCGCAACUGAGUUUUUAUCUCCCUAUUCAAAUAAAUUAUGAUUUUUUUUGCGCA
This is a messenger RNA of Tribolium madens (black flour beetle), 353 nucleotides long. Its product is annotated as defensin, isoforms B and C. The record is from RefSeq and is a predicted model, not a curated record. Gene Ontology annotation, biological process: humoral immune response; defense response to bacterium. Lineage: Eukaryota; Metazoa; Arthropoda; Insecta; Coleoptera; Tenebrionidae. Bases 67 to 309 code for a protein of 80 amino acids. The transcript is spliced from 2 exons.